AUGGCUAUCACUCAGUCUGUUUGGGGCCUGACUGCCCUCGCUGCCUCCGCCGCAGCUCUAUAUGUCAAUGGCAGUGUGACGGCUCCCUGCGACUCUCCCAUCUACUGUCAUGGAGAGCUUCUCAAAGCCAUCCAGCUGGCCGCGCCAUAUUCCGACUCCAAAACCUUUGUCGACCUGCCCACGAUCAAGCCUCUAGACGAAGUCCUGGCCGCAUUCGCCCAGCUCAGCCAGCCAAUCACCAACAACUCCGAACUCAACACGUUCCUGGACACGUACUUCGGCGAUGCCGGCUCGGAGCUCGAGGCGGUGCCGGCGGACGAGCUCACCACCAACGCCACCUUCCUCGAUCACGUCGCCGACGCCGACGUCAGGAGCUUCGUCGGCCAGGUCGUCGACAUUUGGCCCGACCUGACGCGGCGCUACGUGGGCGCCGCCAACUGCAGCGGCUGCGUCGACUCGUUCAUCCCGCUGAACCGCACCUUCGUCGUCGCUGGCGGCCGCUUCCGUGAGGCCUACUACUGGGACUCGUUCUGGAUCCUCGAGGGCCUGCUGCGCACCAAGGGCUCCUUCACCGAGAUCGCCGGCAACAUCAUCGAGAACUUUCUGGACCUCGUCGACACUAUUGGCUUCAUCCCGAACGGAGCUCGCCUCUAUUACCUAAACAGAUCCCAGCCUCCUGUGCUGGCGCUGAUGGUCAAGACGUACGUCGAGUACACCGGGAACACGACCAUCCUCGACCGCGCCAUUCCCCUUUUGGAGAAGGAAUACGAGUUCUGGACCACUAACCGCACCGUAGCGAUCCAAAAAGACAACAAGACGUAUUCCCUGAACCAUUAUGCAGUCGAGAACAAUCAGCCCCGGCCUGAGUCAUACCUGGAGGAUUACCAGACGGCAAACAAUGAAUCCUACUACUCCGAAAACGGAAUCAUCUAUCCCGGUACCGAUCUCAAUGACUCAGCGAAGGCGCUCCUCUACUCCAACUUGGCCAGCGGCGCUGAGUCUGGAUGGGACUAUUCGUCUCGCUGGUUGCGUUACCCCGAAGAUGCUGCCGACGACGUUUACUUCCCGCUGCGUAGCCUGAACACCCGAGAAGUGGUGCCUGUAGAUCUGAAUUCCAUCCUGUAUGGUUGUGAGACGGCCAUCGCCGAGUUCCAUAAUCUGACCGGUAACGACACUGCGGCCGCCCAGUGGAGUGAGCGAGCGGCGGAUCGCAGCAAAGCCAUCUACGAUCUCAUGUGGAACGAGGACCAUUUUGCCUACUUCGACUACAACUUAACCUCUCAUAGCCAGAACGUCUUCAUCGUUGCUGACAAUACCUCGACCACUAAUGAGACGUCGGGAGCUGAGGCACCCAAUGGCGAGCAGCUAUCUUUCACGCCGGCCCAAUACUAUCCGUUCUGGACAGGGGCAGCGCCGGAUUCGCUCAAGAACAACCCCCUCGCUGUCAGAAACGCGUACUCGCACGUGGUGCAGCUACUAGACGAGAAUCCAGGCGGUCUUGCCGCUACCAACCUGGCGACCGGUGAGCAGUGGGAUCAGCCAAACGUGUGGCCCAACCUCCAGUACGUCAUCAUCAAGGGUCUGCUCAACGUUCCUCCUACCUUUGGCGAAGACGACGAGGAGUACGUCUGGACGCAGGACACUGCGCUCAGGAUCGCCCAAAGGUACCUGGAUUCAUCUUUCUGCACAUGGCGAGCGACAGGAGGCUCGACGCCGAGCUUUCCGAAGAUCGACGGUACUGAGGGAAAUGGCAUCAUGUUCGAAAAAUACUCUGACGAGAACAUCAAUGCAGCGGGUGGAGGCGGCGAGUAUGAAGUGGUCGAAGGGUUCGGCUGGAGCAACGGGGUGCUGAUCUGGGCCGCGGACGUGUUUGGACAGAAGUUGCAAGUGCCAGACUGCGGCGAUGUGGCGGCGGCAGAUGCAAGCGAUGGCGACUCGAGCGCGAGGCGCAGGGCUCGCCGCACCACCAUGGGGAUCAGCAAGCGGGACCUGCGCCGGGUGAAGAGUUUUCGUAGGGUCAACUGA
Lasiodiplodia theobromae is the source of this 2025-nucleotide messenger RNA. Its product is annotated as Glycoside hydrolase family 37. Gene Ontology annotation, biological process: trehalose catabolic process. The record is from RefSeq and is a predicted model, not a curated record. The transcript has 2 exons. NCBI's taxonomy places the organism in Eukaryota, Fungi, Ascomycota, Dothideomycetes, Botryosphaeriales, Botryosphaeriaceae. Gene Ontology annotation, molecular function: alpha,alpha-trehalase activity. The coding region runs from base 1 to 2025 and encodes 674 amino acids.